UUGACAGUAUAUAUUGAGUCAUAUCAACCAAUUCUGAUGGAUUGCAGUUUAUCAGAACAAAAGAAAGUACUUGUUUAAAUUAUAAGAAGAAGAAAGAAUUCUGGUUGGCUGGCUGUGCUUAUAAGAUAUGACCAUACUUGAUGACUACCACGGAUGUCCCAGUACAGCUGAGUGUGAAGCAUAUUGCAAAUCUUUGGGCGAUUUUGUAGGACUUUGUACAGGUAAAGAUCGUCGCCACUGCCGCUGCACUUCGAUACCUCUUACAGGUAUGAUGACGGCAUGUUUAUAUAUAUUGUUCCUACUCCAAUUCGUGAGUUUAACCAUUAAGGGAACUCCACCUGUUCCAAGAAACAUGUGCCCUGCCAACUGGAAAGCAUGCGAUCAACAAUGCAGAGCAGUCGGUCGUAGAGGCGGCUAUUGUGGUGGACUUUGGUCAACAAGAUGCACAUGCAUUGUACGUUCAGUAUCAAUCACAUCUGAUGUUUUGCCUGUUUGGGGUUAGACACAAGAAUAUAGCCUUGCAAAUAGUACAUUUUAGAUUAGCGUGUACUU
Molecule: messenger RNA, 552 nt
Organism: Argiope bruennichi
Lineage: Eukaryota; Metazoa; Arthropoda; Arachnida; Araneae; Araneidae
Product: defensin BmKDfsin6-like
Exons: 4
Coding region: 128-502 (124 amino acids)
Biological process (GO): defense response
Source: RefSeq, a predicted model, not a curated record